Molecule: messenger RNA, 1020 nt
Organism: Fusarium keratoplasticum
Lineage: Eukaryota; Fungi; Ascomycota; Sordariomycetes; Hypocreales; Nectriaceae
Product: EAF domain-containing protein
Exons: 2
Coding region: 1-1020 (339 amino acids)
Source: RefSeq, a predicted model, not a curated record
AUGGCGGCUUCUGGUCUCAUCGACCCGACCAAGACGGGCAACUAUCCCGUCAUCCUCGGUGAUGCUCUCCUGGGCAAGGCUUCGGACGGCAUCUUUACCGGUAUUCGAUAUAACCACAAGCCAACACUCUCGUCUCCCUCCGCCCCAAACCUGGCCCGCCUGAAGCCCUCCGUCCACGGCAAGACGGCCUCAUACGACCUCAGCUACACCGACAACGACGAAAAGUACGCAUUCACCGGCACGAGAAACCUCGACAGCAACCAGUAUGUUCUCUACUUUGACGCGAGCCGCGAAGCCUUCAUCCUCGACCGCGUCGAUUCCACCUUCAACAUGAACGUCACACGACUCCCUGACAACUCGGACCCCGACAGCCUGCGCCGUCAGUUCCCUCACAUCGACAGCAACACCGGCGCUGCGCCAAAGGCAGCACCCGCAAAGAACGAAAAGACGGCCGAGAAGCCGGCAGCAAAGGCCCGCAAGCCCGCUGCGCCGAAGAAGGAGGCCAAGCGCAAGGUCGAGAAGAAGCAGGCUCCUAAGAAUAUUGAGCUCUCCCUGCCUAUGCCCAUGCCCGCUCAACCAGAGAAGAAGAAGGAAGAACCCAAGCGACGUGCGCCGCCACCAGAGGAAGAGGACGAGGAGGAUGACGAUGACGACGGUGGUCUCCUUGUCGAAUACCCCGGGGCCGACACGAGCAACAACCGCAGGACCGACUUCUCUCCCGCCUUCCCGUCUGUCCGUCGCUUUGACGAGUUCAUGGAUCAGCGAGAAUCAGAAGGCGACGACGCCGACGGAGAGGAGGAUGACGACCCCGAUUUCGACUUUAAGCUGCCCAGCCCCGUCAACAACCAGAUACAGCGACAUAACGAGCCGGAGCCUAUGGAAGUUGACUACGGAAACCAAGAAGCCGAAGAUUCCGAGGACGACCUUGCUAAGGACCUGGAGAAUGCGUUUGAGAACUUUGAGAACAGCCAGCAGGAGAGCCCCGACGGCGAUGAGAGCGAGAUCAGUGAAGAAGACUAG